Messenger RNA from Spinacia oleracea (spinach), 2344 nucleotides. RefSeq names its product E3 ubiquitin-protein ligase At1g63170. Bases 496 to 1767 code for a protein of 423 amino acids. The record is from RefSeq and is a predicted model, not a curated record. Gene Ontology annotation, molecular function: zinc ion binding. NCBI's taxonomy places the organism in Eukaryota, Viridiplantae, Streptophyta, Magnoliopsida, Caryophyllales, Amaranthaceae. The transcript has 5 exons.
UGGUUGGAAUUUUUCGCCUACAAUGAGUAAUUGCGAAGAAGAAAUGUGUUGCUUGAUCAUUCCAAUAACUUAUCAUAUGAAAAAUGGUCUAUUCUUUGCCUCCUUAUGAGGUGGAAGUAUUCUUACUUCUUACAUUUAGGUGACCUUUUUUUGUAGUUAUGGGUUGAACAUGUGCUUCCCCUGUUGGUUUAAAAUUGCACGAUGAGGACCGAAGAGGUUGUUUUCCCUGCCUGGGGCUUCGAACAUUGGGAUUUUUAGUUUCUGUUGUAGAAGAUAUAUGUUCAAUUUUUGGUUGAUUUUGCGCAAUGGGGAUGCGUUGGUGUUAUUCUUUGUCGCCAAGACAUACGAACUUCACCUUGAAUAAAGUCUCAUUUUCCUACAAAGUCAUGCUGCAUUUCAGUUGGGAAAAUGUGGUGAAGAUGCUGCAGUAUUGCCCAGUCUGGUGAACCACCAUUCUGUAUUAGUCUUUUUCUUUUUCUCAAUAAUUGGAAGAUAAUGGCUGUUUCAUCCGAGGAGCCAAUGCGAGAGAGCCAGACUGACCAUUUCCCCUUGCUUAUGGAGGGGCAUAAUAACCAAGGGAAUGAAGUACACGUUAUUGACAUAGAAAGAGGAGGUGAAGCCUCCUCUUCAGGUGCAUCUGAUUUAGAGUUUUCGCAUGGUGGUAAUCCUAAUACUGAUCACAGGGAAGCAAGUGGGAUGCAAGUACCUCCUCCAUCAUUACCUCCGCCUAGACGCACAGUUUCUAGGAGCCCGCCAUUUGUAAGGAGAAGUGAGGGAAUUGGCCGUCGGAAUUGGAGUCCUUUCAAUUCUGGCUUUUGGAUAUUCAUUGAGCUAGUAUUUACAUUGUGUCAGAUUAUAGCAUCCAUGACUGUCCUGUGUUUGUCAAGACAUGAACAUCCUCAAGCCCCAUUGUUUGCUUGGGUUGUUGGGUACACAGCUGGAUGUUUUGCGAGCCUUCCUGUACUGUAUUGGCGGUUCCUUAAUCGUAACCAAGGGGCUGAACGUGGUGCACUUCAAGGGAGUCAGGCAUCUCCUCGUGCCAAUUCAGCAUCAGCUCCAAAUUCUUACGUAACUAUAUCUUUAAGUCAGUCAUUAGAACAAGAUCAUCAUAAUGCACCUGGAACUACGUAUGAAAGUCAAACCAUGGGAAUUGCAACUUCCAGGAUUGAUUUUAUAAUGGACCACUUCAAAAUGGCAUUGGAUUGCUUCUUUGCUAUUUGGUUUGUUGUGGGUAAUGUUUGGAUCUUUGGAGGACACGCUUCUGCCGCCGAGGCUCCUAAUUUGUAUAGGUUAUGCAUCGUUUAUCUUACAUUGAGCUGCAUAGCAUAUGCCAUGCCUUUCAUAUUGUGUGCAAUGAUAUGCUGCUGCUUGCCUUGCAUAAUCUCAGUCCUUGGAAUCCGUGAGGAUCUAAACCAAGUUCGAGGAGCUACUGAAGAAUGCAUUAAUGCUCUGCCGACCUAUAGAUUCAAGUCAAAGAAAGAUGAAGGCGAUAGUACAGAACAAACUGAUUAUAACGAAGGCGGAAUAGUAGCUGCAGGAACAGAGAAGGAGCGCACCAUCUCUGGGGAAGAUGCGGUAUGUUGUAUUUGCUUGGCGAGUUAUAUGGAUAAUGAUGAGCUGAGGGAACUGCCUUGUACUCAUUUUUUCCAUGCAGAGUGUGUAGAUAAAUGGCUAAAAAUCAAUGCUACUUGUCCGCUCUGUAAAUAUGAGAUUGGUGAAAGAGAAGAGACGCCACCAACACCAGAAAACGCCGCCCGACAAACAUGAUAUAUAGAAAGCCUUGUUAUAUACCAUCUGUACAUUCUGCAGAAACGGAUCAGGAUCAGGUCAGUGAAACCAGAGUUUUUUGUCCUUUGGUUUCUAAUUUCAUGGUGGAACUUUGACAGUAAACUUCUCUCCUGAAAACACAAGUUAAACGUAGAUGAAAAGUGGGUUUCAUUUCCAGUGAUCCUCUUGAUUUUUUAUUUUUUUUGAAGAUAAAUUUAACCUUUCUUUUUCUUUUAAAUCGCGCCUUAGAUUGUGUAGGAAUGAAUGUACAGUUGAAAUCAUCCAAGAUUAUGUAAGAUGCUUGUACAGAUGGUACCUAAAUAGGCCACAAAAUUGAAGGUGUCCCGAUCUAUACGGAUGAGAAGUACAUUGUAUAAUGUGAUUUGUAGUUUCAAUAUGUAGUAGCAGAAGAUGAAACGAAGUUUUUGUUACCCAAUGACAGCCUCUAUUUAUCAAACUGGCGUUUAUGGUGUAAAAUUAUUUACUCUGGGAGGAUUGUUAUUGUUGUAAAAUGGUUCUUACCAUAAAAAUGUUGUGAAAUGGUAAGUUAGGAAUUCAUGACCAAAUUUAAUGCGUC